Exophiala bonariae is the source of this 1596-nucleotide messenger RNA. RefSeq lists its product as uncharacterized. The record is from RefSeq and is a predicted model, not a curated record. The transcript has 2 exons. The coding region runs from base 1 to 1596 and encodes 531 amino acids. Lineage: Eukaryota; Fungi; Ascomycota; Eurotiomycetes; Chaetothyriales; Herpotrichiellaceae.
AUGUGGAGCAACGUUCGCCUAAUUACAGGCCUCUUGCCACUCCUAGGCUUGGUUACUGCCCAAAGCAAUUUUCAGAAGCAGUGCAGCGAUGUGAGGGCUGCUGUCGCUGGGAUACCCAAUGUCACUGUCAAUAUUGUCGAUUUUGUCCCCGGCGGAACCAAUGUGACAUUCCCUGACAACGAUGUUACAUGUGCAGCCUCCCAGGUUGUCUAUGGAGGUGACUUGUGUCGAAUCACCAUGAACAUUGCGACAUCGGCCAGUUCCGGCAUCACACUGGAGGCAUGGCUUCCAGUGAAUUGGACAGGGCGAUUCUUGUCGGUCGGCAAUGGUGGCCUGAAUGGCUGUAUCUCAUAUGCAGACCUUGCCUACGCUGCAUCCUUUGGGUUUGCGGCUGUAGGUGCAAACAACGGCCACAAUGGUACCAGCGGAAAACCUUUCCUGAAUUCCCCAGGGGUCGUUGAAGACUUUGCAUAUCGCUCUGUUCACACCGGCGUCGUUGUGGGCAAGCAAGUCACAAAACUUUUGUACGGCCGCGAUCACUCCUAUAGUUAUUAUCUCGGAUGUUCGACUGGUGGACGGCAAGGCUUUAAAUCAGCCCAGUCUUUCCCGAACGAUUUCGAUGGCAUUGUGGCCGGAGCCCCUGCGUUCGACUUCAACAACCUCAAUAGCUGGGGUGGCUGGCAGGCGGUCCUGGCGGGGUUUGACAACACUUCUGCCUCUUUUGUCUCACUCCCACAGUGGGUAAGCGUACAGGCCGAAGUCAUUCGGCAGUGUGACGGCUUGGAUGGCGCAUUGGACGGAAUAAUCGAGGACCCUUCAAUGUGCUUCCCCAAAAUCUCGUCACUCAUCUGCAAUGCUACAUCCAAUACCAGCACCUGCCUAUCCGGCGCACAAGCGACUACUGUUAAAAAUCUCUUCGCUGACUCAUAUGGCGAAAAUGGAACCUUGUUCUAUCCAAGAAGUCAGCCAGGCGUUGAGGCGCAAGUAUCAGCAAUCUUUCGUGCAGGGCAGAUGUUUGUAUAUCCUCUGGAGUGGUACCGUUAUGCGAUAUUCAACGAUCCAAAUUGGGACCCUUCCACUCUGACCCUUGAGGACAUUGCGUAUAGCGAGGAAAUAGAUCUCUUUGGCAUCUCUACAUUCGAUGCGGAUCUCUCCUCGUUCAACGCCACAGGAGGCAAGAUCCUUCAUUAUCACGGACAGGCAGACCCGAUCAUCAGCUCGCUCAACAGCCCCAGAUACUACGAGAAGGUGGCUGCCAACAUGUCACUGUCGCCUUCAGAGCUUGAUGAGUUUUAUCGUUUCUUCCGUGUCAGUGGCAUGGGACACUGUGGUGGUGGAAACGGGGCAUGGGACAUCGGAAAUCGCUAUACUGGUCGUCCGCAGGCUGCAAGCACACCGGAGGACAAUGUGCUUCUCGCUAUGGUUGAGUGGGUGGAAGAAGGCAAGGCACCAGAGUCCAUCACAGGUUAUGGCUACGGAAAGCUGCCCACUGCUGGUAAUGUGACAACGACGAGGAAGCAUUGCAAAUACCCCGGCCGAAACGUUUACGUCGGACCUGGACCUAACACUGAUCCAAGCGCUUGGAAAUGUAUUUAG